UCAGAAUUGCGAGAAACUAAAUGUUGGCUGUCCGGCAUUAUUACAGACAGAGAAACUGUCCGUCAGUUGAUGCGACUGUUAGAUGGACAAGGAGUUGAUCUGCGUGCUCGCGGUCGUCUACGGCGACGCAUGUAUAACAGUCGCGGGCCAAACUAUGUUUGGCAUAUUGACGGAUAUGAUAAGUUAAAACCUUACGGAAUAUGCAUAAACGGAUGCAUUGAUGGUUUCUCCAGAAAAAUGAUCUGGCUUGAAGCAUACAAAACGAACAACGACCCACGAGUAAUUGCAGGUUAUUUCCUACAAGCUGUUGCUGAGAAUAACGGAUUUCCACAAAGAAUUCGCAUUGACCAUGGAACUGAAAAUACGCAUUUAGCAGAUAUGCAGACAUUCUUCAGAGACAAUGCGAGUGCAGAAUGUGUCACUCUUGGUCCAAGCACUAGGAACCAGAGAAUUGAACGAUGGUGGUCCACUUUGAGAAGCCAGUGCAUACAAUUUUGGAUGGAUCAUUUUGAACAGCUAAAAGAAGAUGGACACUUUGUUGAUACUUUCAUUGACAAAUCUCUCAUCCAGUUUUGCUUCCAACAUUUUAUACAGGAAGAGCUUGAUGAAAUAGUCAGUGCCUGGAAUUGCCACAGGAUACGGCCAACUCACAACCCACGUGCUCCCAGUGGUCGACCUUCAAUAAUGUUUGCUGUUCCCAGCUUAUAUGGAGUGCAGAAUUUCUUGCAUCCAAUUGAACAAUCAAAACUGAGCAUUUGCCAAGAGGAGUGUUUAUUUAAAGACUACCCUUGUGAUGAGGAUGUCUUUCAACUGUGUGUAGAACUCAUGGCUGAGCAUAACCUUGUCAUGUCAGAUGAUGUUUAUGAAAUUACAGACCUUUACCUCCAACUUCGUGAACUGAUCCUUCAAGGACUGGAUUUGGAGGACUAGAUUCACCAUUCUAAUCUAAUCUACAACAUUCACUAUAAGCUAAAGACCUUUACCACCAACUUCGUGAACUGAUCCUUCAAGGACUGGACUUGGAGGACUAGAUUCACCAUUCUAAUCAAAUCUACAACAUUCACUAUAAGCUAUUUAAAGGUAUUGUUUU
Sinocyclocheilus rhinocerous is the source of this 1090-nucleotide messenger RNA. RefSeq lists its product as uncharacterized. The annotation marks the transcript as partial. NCBI's taxonomy places the organism in Eukaryota, Metazoa, Chordata, Actinopteri, Cypriniformes, Cyprinidae. The transcript has 3 exons. The record is from RefSeq and is a predicted model, not a curated record. Gene Ontology annotation, molecular function: nucleic acid binding.